AAUAACGUUGUUGCUGUUUUUGCAUCGUUGUUUUAUUUUCUCCGUAUUUUUUUUCUAAUUUUCUUCAAGAAAAUUAAGAAUAAAAUUUUUACUUUUUUUCUAUAAAAAUAUUUUAUAAUCUACAGAUUUUAAUACAUUGAAGAUACUAAAAAGAAAUUUAAUUCGUAACAAUGUCUAUAGCCAAGGAGAAUUUAGAUGAGCGAAUCGAAAGAAUUAAAAGACAAACUGAAGAAAUAGAAAAAAAGCAUCGUGAAGCAGAAGAAGAUCGUUUAAUGGCUUUAAAAAUGAAUGCUUUAGUAACCAAAUCUACAUUGGAUGAUGAAAAUUGGCCAAAGGCACAUAAGUAUGACGAAUUAGAUUUUACUUACGAUGUUGACCCUGAAAAGUUGGAAGAAUCUAACAAAGCUAAAGAAGAAGAAAAGCUUAAACCUAAACGGGAUUAUAAGAAAUUUGCUGAAGGUGAAGGUCCACCUCCAGAUCCGAAAUACAAUUUUUUAGCUGAUAAUGAACGUGACGGCAAUAUUAAUCAGCAAAUUUUUCAUAAAAAUGAUAAAUCUAAGCAAACUUCAAACAGCAGCUACAGUAAUAAAAGCAAAGACCAGUUUAGCAAACGUGGUGGUAGUCAAAAUAACAGUUUUCGGGGUGGGCGCGGGAAUAAUUUUGGUAGUAGUAGCAAAAAUUCUUUACAACCGCAGUCGGCACCGUAUAAUCAAUUGCAAAAUCACAAGUUGCAAAAUAAAACCUCACAAUUAGAACAGUGGCGUAAUAAUAAUGAUAAAACUGUUGGGGAAGACAUUAAAGCUGGAAGUAAUCGCAAUCAAAAUCUAAAAAUUAAUGAAAAGUGGAAAAAAGAUUGGGAUACAGACAAAACAGAUAAAACAAAUUUUCUUCAUGAAUCGUAUAAUAGUAAUAGAAGUCCAAAACACACUGCCAUAAAAAAUAUCCCCAAUCAUCCAAAUCAACAAACAAAUGUUCAGCAAUCGAAUAACGUUUACAGUCAAGCUGAAUAUAUGAUAGAGAAAAGAGGAAAUAUUACCGUAUCUGUUUCUCAAACGGGGGAAGUAAAGAGCGUUAAAUUGUCAUCGGCACCAGCAAUAGGCACUGGCCGAGUCGGUCCUAGGCAGUUGUCUAAAACAAGUUUCCAGGUACAAACAAAAAUUUCACCUGAAAAUGAAAAUUUUCAAACGCAAUAUAAACAAAAUGUAAACAUAAAAACAAGCAAUGUUGAUAAUCCGGAGCUUAAUAAUAACAACACAUGCCAAAAUUUUUGUGGUUCUAGUAAUUUUGAAAAUAAAAAUGGAUCUCAAUCUAUAAAUUCUGAACUGCAAAACAUGGAAAUGCAAAAUUUGCUACAUCAGCAAAAACGAAUAAAGCAACAGCAACUAAUAUUACAGCAGCAGCAAUUACCACAACAACUCUUAACUCAGCAUCAGCAAAAUACACAAAUCAAAUAUGGAUCAAAUAACACAGAGGUGCCAAAACUUUCACAAAAUCAUUUACUUAAGCAAAGUAAACAAGAAUUACUUAUUCAAAAACAACGAGAACAAUUGCAACAACAACAACAGUUGCAGCAGGCUGAACAACAACAGUUAAUUUUGCAACGAAAAAAGGAUCAGCAACUACAACUUUCAUUACUUGAACAGCAAAAUCAACAACAAGAUCAAUUAAAACAACAACUAUUAGUUCAGCAAUUGCAUCAACAACAACAAAAAGAGCUAAUGCAGCAACGGCAAAGUCUAUUAAAGCAACAGAAACAUCAGCAACAGCAACAACAACAACAACAACAUCAACAACAACAACAGCAACUAAAGCAACAUCAUAAUCAACAAUCUCAAUCUUUAGGAACCUCGAUAUGUGAAAGCAAUAAACAAACAAAUGAAUUUGAAAUGUCCAAUGCAAAGACACUAAUUACUAAAAGUCCUAAAAAGGAAAAAAAGAAUUUUAAAAAUAAUUUCACUCAAAAAACUGAAAUGCCAUCAAAAAUUAUGAAUUCUACUGUUGGUAUUUUGCAAAUACCGGAGGUUAAUAAUUCUCAAAAUAUCGGUGCUGCAAUAAUAGAUCCUAAAGUUUUAGAUACAGUAGCAAAAGAAUUAUCUACAAAACCAGAAUUCGCUAAAAAAAGUGUUCAAGACAGACUUUUACGAAUUCGCCAAAAUUCAAAUGUCGAAAACUCAGAUGGAACAACUGGUGGCAGUGAUUUAAGUUCCAAAAUGAAUUUAAAUUCUGCACCUGAAUUAACAGAAUCUGAGACCGUUUCUUGCAAAUGAGAAUAAUUAUAUUAAAGAAAUUAUUAAUUUUAAUUAACAAAGAAUUUAUAAUAUUGUUUCUUUAUUGUAAUAAGUUCGUGAUUUCUUUUAAUAUACAAUUGUAUAUCUUUAAUAUUUCGUUGAAAAUUUAAAAAUUUAAUUUAAAUAAAUAGAUAAAAAAAUUAUAAAACAAGUAAAAUAGUUAAAAGAAACUAACAAAAUUUAAUUAUUUAUCCAAAAUUUAAAAUUCGUAUUUCGGAAGAAUUGUUAUUUCGAAAAAAAAAAACAUAAAACAUUCAAUAUUAAAAAAGCACGGCUUAAAUUUUUUUUAUUAGCACUUAUUACUUUUACUUUGAUAUUUAGUCUGUAAAAUAUUUAAUUACAAAAAUUUUACAUAUAUUUAGAAAAUUUUCAAACUAAAUUUGAAUUAUAUUGGGAAAAGCAAAAAACAACACCAAUUAAGAUAUCAGAAUUGUUUCUACAAUUUGUAAUUAUUUGUAUUAUAUGAAAUAGACAAAAAAGUUUAAUAUUUUGAGGUAGAUUGAAAAUAAAAAGAAAAAAUAAAGUAAUUGGAAUCGUAUAAACAAUUCAGAAUUCUUUAAAAUUUUCCUAAUAUAACUAAUUGUAAAAUAUAAUUUAAAAAAUAAAAUAUAUUACAUUAAUGCUAAAUGAAAUUAUGAAUUUCUUUAAAAUUCCAACCUCGAAUUUUCUCAAGCAUUAUUUUGACAAAUUUAUUAAGAAAUGAUUUUUUCUAGUAUUAAAUAAAUACCAAUACAUAUUUAACUUUCUACCAUUAUUUUUUAACUAUUUGUUUUUUAAGUUAAGUAUUUUAUUCAGUCGUAUUUAAUAAUCAAAUGUAUAAUUUUGUUUUUUUAUAAGCUAUUUAUUUUACUUCAAACUGUUUUUAUUCAACUUUUGUUAACUAAAAGAUUAAAAGUUGAUGGUUAAUUACUGUAAUGUUAUAUUAUUUUUAUAUUUUGUAUUAAAAAAUGUUGUGAAUCAAUGUGUCAACAAUUCAGCAAUUUACAUGCUAUUCAAGCAAAUAAAAUAAAUAAAUUGUGAUUAUAAAUGAAACACAUUUUCAAAAGAUAGUAAAACUAAAUUGUCUCAAGGAUGUAAUAAAAUUUUAUUUUUAUUUUUUAUUUUUAAGAAAAUAUGUAUUUUUAUUGUUCAUAUUUUUUGGAUUUUUUUAUUUUCCGAAUUCAAAAAUUCAGAAUAUUUAUUAUGAUUACUUAAAAUUAUAUUGAAAUAAAUU
Molecule: messenger RNA, 3501 nt
Organism: Condylostylus longicornis
Lineage: Eukaryota; Metazoa; Arthropoda; Insecta; Diptera; Dolichopodidae
Product: putative mediator of RNA polymerase II transcription subunit 26
Exons: 3
Coding region: 171-2267 (698 amino acids)
Source: RefSeq, a predicted model, not a curated record